UCUUUGUAAAGUAGUUAGGGAUAGGGACUUGGCGAGCAAAAGUAGCAAGUUAAAGCAACAAGCAGGAGCCACAGUAAGAACUUAGAAGAAUAAAAUAUUUUCUGCUUCAGAAGUUUACGUAUCCUAAGUUACGGCAUAGGUAAUAUUCAUUAUCGUUCGUGUCCAGUUUCCAAAAUCCAACUAACGUGUUCAGGAGUUCUACAAGAGUUUAAAACACUAAUAUUUUAUUUCGUACCUUAAGACAAAUAAGCAAGUUAUUAUCUUAAAUAACUCUAGAAUUGAACAUUGGACGAGGCAAUAAUUAAACAGAGCAGAUACGACAAAGCCGCUGAUCGAACGUGUCUACAUAAAAUGGAUAUAGACAAAGAUUUUUUAUCUUAUUGCCGGCUUUGUUUAGAUAUUGAAUCCAAACACAUUUCAAUAUUCACCGAUUCAUCGGUAAGCACGCACGUUAGAUCUUGUCUAGACAUAAAUAUAAGCGUAGACGAUAAUUUACCAAAAGAUAUUUGCGAAACAUGCGUAUCGCAAUUAAAUAGUUUUUACAAUUUUCAACUAAACGCCCGAUGCUCACAGGAUUGGUUAGAAUCAAUAUUACAAGAGAAACAAAAGGCAGCCGAAACAAAAACCUUUGUGCAACCCCUGCCUGACUCUGAAUACAAUUCUGAUUCUUUGCUAGAGUUUCUUAAUAAUACUGAAAAUAUCGAGGAAUAUCUUAAUAACUUGGGGAAGGAGGACAUACCAGUGAUAGUUAAUAUGUUGGAUAGAACCGAAGGGAAUACUACAUCAAUAAGUAAAAAUCAGUUCAGCCCGAAAAAAAGCUCAAAAACAAUAGAUAAUAUGGACAUAGAUGUUCUUGAUUCAGAGAAAGAAGUAGUUAAAGAAAUAUUAAUGAAGGACUCUGAAAAAAAUAAAUCCGAACAAUCUCACUUAUGUUUUGCAUGUCAAACAGUAACAAAUAAUAUACAAGAAUUGUCCAAACACUUAAGUAUAUGUGACAGUGCAAGUAGAACUUGUGUUCUGUGUAAAACUUUGUUUGAUUCAAAACAAAAAAUGCUCCAGCACAUACUGACACAUAAUAUAACUGCACCAAUGACAUGUACUUGUGGUAAACUAUUUGAAACAAAGGAGGCUUUAAUAUCUCAUAUAAAAUACUGCAAUAUAGAUCAUAUAGCAGCUAUGGGUUUUGUGUAUCGAUGCAAGAAAUGUGGAGUGACAUAUCCGGAAAGGUUCCAGUUAUACAGGCAUGUCAAAAAGCACAUUUUACAGGAGGAGGAACGGAUGUGUGAUAUUUGUGGGCAUAUUCUUAAUGGCACUGAUGCUUUACUGAAUCACCAUAAGGUACAACAUGGAAAAUCAAAUAAUAUUUUAUAUAAAUGCAAGAAAUGCACUAAUUUCACAACAUUGAACCGCAAGGAAAUGUACAGACAUAUCCAAACUCAACACACAGACAAGGAUACAAGACAUUUGUGUGAUACAUGUGGGCGGUGCUUCUCAUCACAAGUUACAUUACACAGACAUUUAACUACUCACAAUCAAAAUAAUAUGUGUACCGUGAAAGGGAUGGAGAACAUUAACAGAUUUCAUAAAGAAUUUGCUAUGUGCGAUAGAUGUGGAACAACAGUGAAUACUGUUGAAUUACCAAAUCAUACCUGCUGCUGAUUGUUACUAAGGGUUGGUCUUCGCUGUGUUCCAACUAGAUACCGCAAGGGUAGUCCAAGUGGGCGUACCCGAGCUAGUCUCGAACAAUGUGAAAAUUUGAAAGGUGCCAUUGAGUGUCAAGAUGCCACGCACACAAGCAUUUAAUAGUUGCCGUAAUAAAAUAGCUAUUGUUCUUAGAUAGUGUGCUGUCUUGUUGGAGCGCAGCAGAGACCAAUCCUUAAUCUAAGAUUCAACCCAUAAUAAUUGUUCUGUAUUUGUAAGUGUUGACAGCCAGAUAUUAAAAGUUUUUCAAGAAA
Messenger RNA from Leptidea sinapis, 1955 nucleotides. Its product is annotated as zinc finger protein 37-like. Lineage: Eukaryota; Metazoa; Arthropoda; Insecta; Lepidoptera; Pieridae. The transcript has 2 exons. Bases 352 to 1659 code for a protein of 435 amino acids. Gene Ontology annotation, molecular function: RNA polymerase II transcription regulatory region sequence-specific DNA binding; zinc ion binding; DNA-binding transcription factor activity, RNA polymerase II-specific. Gene Ontology annotation, cellular component: nucleus. The record is from RefSeq and is a predicted model, not a curated record. Gene Ontology annotation, biological process: regulation of transcription by RNA polymerase II.